AUGACAUUCCGAGAAGACUGUUGUCAGGUCGGUGACCUAAAUAUCGACCUCGAAAAUGUGCUCAGUGAGAUCGAAGAUCAAACUCACGCGGCUUUAACUCUUGGCAAAAAUGAUGAGAUGGAUAUUGAGGAUACCCAAAUCCUAAAGGAUUUUGAACUCUCUCAACCCAAACUACCUCCCCACGGUGAAACAAUGAAACCGUGGCCGAAAGACAAAAUUGGCGGAGGAAGAAAGCGAAAGAUGGGGAAUCCACUCAGGCCUUCUCAAUCGCAGUAUCACGUGGAAGGUUCGAGCCACCAAAAGCAAGAGAAUGUGAGAGGAGGGGAGGAAAUGGGAGGAGAGAAUGUGGGGAGAGGGGAGGAUGUGGGAGAAGAGAAUGUGCGAGGAGGGGAGGAUGUUGGUUCUUCGAGAGGAUCUCACACCCGAUACGAAGAAGAGCCACUUCUCACCAUUACAUUAGGAGAAGACUCGCAAGUUCUAAACUUGAUCCCACUUGAGACAAUUAGGCCAGAACCAGAGGAACCAAUUAUUCGCAAAUCCGACAGGUCGCGCAACGUGCCGAAGAAUUAUACCCCGCCAACUAUUCCUAAGAGAGGGAAAAAAUGA
Oldenlandia corymbosa var. corymbosa is the source of this 606-nucleotide messenger RNA. The record is from the annotation of a GenBank genome assembly. NCBI's taxonomy places the organism in Eukaryota, Viridiplantae, Streptophyta, Magnoliopsida, Gentianales, Rubiaceae.